Messenger RNA from Pseudophryne corroboree (corroboree frog), 674 nucleotides. Its product is annotated as aldehyde dehydrogenase family 3 member B1-like. Gene Ontology annotation, molecular function: aldehyde dehydrogenase (NAD+) activity; 3-chloroallyl aldehyde dehydrogenase activity. Lineage: Eukaryota; Metazoa; Chordata; Amphibia; Anura; Myobatrachidae. The transcript is spliced from 4 exons. The record is from RefSeq and is a predicted model, not a curated record. The coding region runs from base 13 to 534 and encodes 173 amino acids. Gene Ontology annotation, biological process: aldehyde metabolic process. Gene Ontology annotation, cellular component: cytoplasm.
UCCAGCAGCAAGAUGGCGUCCUACAAUGAGACCAUUCACCUUCUGAGAACCAGCUUCCGGGCAGGAAAAACUCGACCCAUUCAGUUCAGGUUAUCUCAGUUGGAAGCUCUGGGAAAACUUCUGGAAGAAAAUAAGACAGAAUUUUAUCAGAGUCUAAAGAAAGAUCUGAAUAAGCCUCCAUUUGAAGUGGAAAUAUCAGAGUUGAGUUUGGUGAAAAGUGAAAUUAAUAUGGCAAUAAACAGCCUGAGUUCUUGGAUGAAGGAUGAGUAUGUGUCCAAAAAUCUGGCUACAUAUCUUGAUUCUGCUUUUAUCCGAAAAGAUCCAUUUGGGGUAGUUCUUAUAAUAUCUCCUUGGAAUUACCCUGUUAAUCUGACUCUAAUUCCACUUGUUGGGGCAAUAUCGGCGGGAAACUGUGCCAUAAUAAAACCAUCGGAGCUCAGUCAGAACACGGAGAAACUUCUUGCAGAUCUUCUUCCUCGUUACCUAGAUCAGGUGAUUAAUGGAUUAGAUUCUAAUACUGGUAGAAAUGUCUGACGACACAUUUUCCUAUCAUCUCCUGAUUUCCAGCUGCCUCUCCUCCGGGAUGUCCGUGUCUUCUUCAUCUCUUCAUACUCUGGCAGCACAGGUCACAGCCAAUAAUAACUUCCAUACUUUACCUACAUGUGUGAUAUUAA